CCCAGCUCCAAGGCAAGCACUGUACCAGCCCGCACUCCAGCAUAACACAGGCUCCACUGAGGUCCAGAGAACAUUAUCUAGAUAAGCCGGAGCUCUGUAUACCAUCUUGUGUCCAAGAAUCCCAAAAAUGGCCAGCACCUUCUCAAGAGUUCUAAUCACAAGGAAAUCAGCCGGGCUCUUGGCUAUGACUGGAGCUAUAGGUGCUGGAUACCUUAUGACCAGAGAUGCAAUCAGUGCUGACACAGACAAAAAGCGAAGACUCUACCCACCAAGUGCUGAAUACCCUGAUCUUCGAAAACACAACAACUGCAUGGCAAGCAACCUAACUCCUUCCAUCUAUGCCAAGCUUUGCAGCAAAUCUACCCCUGCUGGCUUCACCAUAGAUGAUUGUAUCCAGACCGGUGUAGAUAAUCCUGGACACCCCUUCAUUAAGACCGUCGGGAUGGUGGCGGGAGAUGAGGAGAGCUAUGAGGUAUUCGCAGAUCUAUUUGACCCAGUUAUAAAGGAGAGACACAAUGGCUAUGACCCAAAGACCAUGAAACACCCAACUGACUUAGAUGCCAGCAAGAUUAAAGCUGGCUUCUUUGAUGAACGCUAUGUAUUGUCUUCUCGUGUGCGCACUGGACGUAGUAUCCGGGGGCUGAGCCUUCCCCCAGCCUGCACCAGAGCAGAGAGAAGGGAGGUGGAGAAGGUGGCAGCAGAUGCCCUAAAUGGACUUAAAGGAGAUCUGACUGGGCAUUAUUAUAGACUCAGUGAAAUGACAGAUCAGGAACAACAACAACUCAUCGAUGAUCACUUCCUAUUUGACAAGCCAGUUUCCCCACUGCUAACAGCUUCUGGAAUGGCUAGGGACUGGCCAGAUGCACGUGGAAUAUGGCACAAUAAUGAAAAGACUUUUCUCAUCUGGAUUAAUGAAGAGGAUCACACAAGAAUAAUUUCCAUGGAAAAGGGAGGAAACAUGAAGCGAGUGUUUGAACGUUUCUGCCGAGGCUUGAAGGAGGUUGAGAAAUUAAUCCAGGAGAGAGGCUGGGAAUUUAUGUGGAAUGAAAGGCUGGGAUAUGUCCUGACUUGUCCAUCUAAUCUAGGUACAGGUCUGAGAGCUGGAGUGCACAUUAAACUACCUCUACUGAACAAGGACGCUCGAUUUUCCAAGAUUCUGGAGAACCUCCGUUUGCAGAAGAGAGGAACAGGAGGCGUAGACACAGCUGCUGUCGGCAGCACCUUCGAUAUCUCAAAUCUUGAUCGUUUGGGAAAAUCUGAGGUGGAACUGGUGCAGUUGGUCAUUGAUGGAGUGAAUUAUCUUAUUGACUGUGAGAAGAGGUUGGAGAAAGGACAAGACAUUCGCAUCCCCCCUCCUGUGUCUCAGUUCAAACACUAAUCCUAAACUGUAGGCCUCUGAUACCAAACACUCUGGUCCAUAAUUCAAUGCAGUAACUAGUGAACUUAUGCAACAUUGCCAAUGCGAAAGCCAUUGGAUGUUAAUGCAUCAUUAAUUCAGUGUUACACCACUUUUUACUUUAUUGAAUAUGGGAUUUGCUCUAAAAGCUCAUAAUAUACAUGCGGCCUGCUUAUUGUACAGCGGUUUCAGCAUGUUGUUGACAUCUAUAAAUAUGGAAGGUAUAUUGUCAUCACCUCAUUAAAGUAUACUGCUAUCUGA
This is a messenger RNA of Bombina bombina (fire-bellied toad), 1657 nucleotides long. It is a transcript of the gene CKMT1A, whose product is annotated as creatine kinase, mitochondrial 1A. Gene Ontology annotation, biological process: phosphocreatine biosynthetic process. The record is from RefSeq and is a predicted model, not a curated record. Gene Ontology annotation, molecular function: creatine kinase activity. The transcript has 10 exons. Lineage: Eukaryota; Metazoa; Chordata; Amphibia; Anura; Bombinatoridae. Bases 128 to 1378 code for a protein of 416 amino acids. Gene Ontology annotation, cellular component: mitochondrion.